AUGGCUGGAUUAUACAAUGCAUACCAGACUCCAUCAGCCAUAUUUAUGGGAAUUGCUUUUCAUCAAGUCAUCUCUGCGCUAUUUUUUAUUGCUACACGACGUAGACCACUUCAUACUGCCAUCGACCUCAUAGCGCUGGUCUCAUUGAUAGUUUGUGCUGGCCAGAUUUAUGUGCACACAUUAUUGAUUGAUCAGUCCAUUUCACCGGAAACCACUGUUGAAAACUGGGUCGAGUGGUUGGCUGCAUCUGGAUAUUUGCUGACGUUUUUGACAAUAUUCCACAAAGGAACGCCUGUUUUUUGGAUUAUAACAGCUGGAAUAGUUGCCACGUUUUGCGUGUCAGCACUCACUGGUGCAUUUGGCAUAUUAUCGUAUCUUGAGCUCAUCAGAGGACAAGCUGUCAUUAUUUCAAAAAGUGCAUUACUUCAUUACUCUAGUCUGCUUUUUGCAAUCAAAUGCAUAUUUGAAGGUAUCAUAUCGGCAACUUCAUCACUCAUAUUUCUUUGGACAAUCAGUAAAGGCACUGGCGUGCACAGAUCCGAAUUCAUCAAGCAGUUGUUUUUAAAGUAUGAAGGGUUCCGUUUUGUCGUUAUUUUUGUCCUUAAUAUUACAAUGGCAGGGUUUGCUGUACAUUCAGCCUAUACGGGUGAGCCAUUUGUAGCCUAUACAGCCUGGUUCUUUUCUCCCAUGAUGUAUGGUUUAGAAAUCUACACGUUUUUACUGGUGAGUUUUGUUGCACCAUCAGAUAUACUAAGAGCAAGACACGAUUCGUCUAGUGAUGAUGGUUUGCAUGGAAUUGCUGCUGAACAUGCUGGUUGUUGUGCUAUUGAUAUUACACCCAAAGCCAAGGUUGAAAUGGCCAUUCGUAAUAUGAUAAUGGGUCAAGAUAAAUAA
Molecule: messenger RNA, 894 nt
Organism: Batrachochytrium dendrobatidis JAM81
Lineage: Eukaryota; Fungi; Chytridiomycota; Chytridiomycetes; Rhizophydiales
Exons: 3
Coding region: 1-894 (297 amino acids)
Source: RefSeq, a predicted model, not a curated record